Molecule: messenger RNA, 432 nt
Organism: Aspergillus piperis CBS 112811
Lineage: Eukaryota; Fungi; Ascomycota; Eurotiomycetes; Eurotiales; Aspergillaceae
Exons: 1
Coding region: 93-329 (78 amino acids)
Source: RefSeq, a predicted model, not a curated record
AAACUCCGACGAAACGCACACGACAUUCAUAGUAUGAAUCAAUGUAGGAAGAAAUGAACAUCAAAUGGUUGAAUAAUUGAGAUAUAUUGUAAAUGGAUGGGUCAUGGGAACUAUUAUGCCUAGUGGCGAGUACUUUCCUCCAGGCAGUUUUGAUGACCUGUCUGAUUGGACGGAGUAGAGUUCAUUUCAUUGAACUGCAUUGGAUUGGAUUGGAUUGGGAUAUAUGGAGAUCCUACACCCCCCUAAAGAGGGUUCGGAGGGAGACUGAGAAGAUUUCGUUUAGGACAGAGUCAUCGAGAGUAGGUGGAGAGGGGAACAAAAAAGAGUAGUCGGGAUAUAUCGCAACAAUAAAGUCAACAGCUAGCUGGUUGGCUGGCUAGCUUAGACGUACUGAGACAGCCAUCUGAUACCUUCACCGUAUCCUACAUAGCA